Messenger RNA from Raphanus sativus (radish), 1951 nucleotides. Its product is annotated as protein ZINC INDUCED FACILITATOR-LIKE 1. The transcript has 17 exons. Gene Ontology annotation, cellular component: plant-type vacuole membrane; plasma membrane. NCBI's taxonomy places the organism in Eukaryota, Viridiplantae, Streptophyta, Magnoliopsida, Brassicales, Brassicaceae. The record is from RefSeq and is a predicted model, not a curated record. Gene Ontology annotation, biological process: regulation of stomatal closure; transmembrane transport. Gene Ontology annotation, molecular function: solute:potassium antiporter activity. Bases 296 to 1750 code for a protein of 484 amino acids.
UGAAUGUGAAAGAGAUUAGAAAGGUGACAUAAUAAUACUGUCACAUCCUUUGGCUGCGACUGGUGAGGAGGAGGAAAGCCAAGUUGUUUUGCUCUUCUCUCUCUAUAUAAUUAAAUAUUUUCCAGCAUUGGUUGACAGAAUCAUUUAUAAGAGAGUUCGUGAAACUCUUGUGUUGUCUAUGUGUUUGGCUUAUCCCAUUAAAUAAACAAGAACACAUCGCAUCGUCUCCACCUCUUCCUAAUCAUUUUUUUGUAUUGUCUCCAUUUGUUUCGGAGGUUGGUUUUGUUUUGAACAAAUGGCGGAAGAGUAUGCAGAGUGUUUGCUGGAGAACAAGUUCCAUGAAAAUUGCCCUGGCUGCAAGGUUGAUCAGUUGAAGAGGCUUCGCCGUGGCUUCCCUUUCUCCGAGCUUCUUACCGUUUGGCUCAUCGUCUUGUGUACCGCUCUGCCCAUUUCCUCUCUUUUCCCAUUUCUUUACUUUAUGAUUGGUGAUUUUAACAUAGCAAAGAAGGAAGAAGACAUUGGGUUCUAUGCUGGAUUUGUUGGUUGCUCUUUCAUGCUGGGACGAACGAUGACAUCUGUCAUCUGGGGCAUUGUGGCUGAUCGUUAUGGUAGAAAACCAGUAAUCCUCAUAGGAACUGCUUCAGUGGUCAUUUUCAAUACUCUGUUUGGCCUAAGUGUAAACUUCUGGAUGGCCAUCAUCACAAGGUUUUGCCUUGGUAGUUUCAACGGCUUACUUGGUCCUAUAAAGGCUUACGCAAUGGAAACAUUCCGUGAUGAAUAUCAGGGUUUAGCACUCUCAGCUGUUAGUACAGCAUGGGGCAUUGGCCUCAUCAUUGGUCCUGCUAUGGGAGGUUUUCUUGCUCAGCCUGCAAAGCAAUAUCCAAGUUUAUUCUCAGAGGAGUCGGUUUUUGGGAAGUUUCCAUACUUCUUGCCGUGCUUAGCAAUAUCUUGUUUUGCACUUUUGGUUACUAUAAUUUCAUUGCGGAUUCCGGAAACAUUGCACAAUCACAAGAUUGAUGAUGAUGAUGCAUCAUCACCUGAUGAGUCUUUUGAUGCUCACAAAGUUUUGUCUCAUGACCCUGAAUCUCAUAAAGCGACAGAGAGAAAUGAAAAAAGCUCUCUUCUAAAGAACUGGCCACUAGUUUCAUCUAUUAUCGUCUACUGCAUCUUCUCACUUCAUGAUAUGGCUUACACAGAGAUCUUUUCAUUGUGGGCAAACAGUCCGAGAAAAUAUGGAGGUUUGGGAUACUCAUCUGCCGAUGUUGGUUCUGUUCUUGCAAUUUCAGGGUUUGGUCUCCUUAUCUUUCAGCUUUCGUUCUACUCUUACGCCGAGAGGCUCUUAGGACCAACCAUGGUGACACGUAUCUCUGGGAGUUUGGCUUUAGUUCUCUUGUCAACUUACCCUCUAAUAGCAAAGCUAUCUGGUUUAGCCCUUACCCUGGCACUAAAUUGUGCAUCCGUCGCAAAGAAUGUUUUAGCCACUUCUGCUAUUACUGGUUUAUUCAUACUUCAAAACAAGGCCGUUAGACAAGACCAAAGAGGAGCAGCUAAUGGGAUUGCCAUGACAGCGAUGUCACUUUUUAAAGCAAUAGGUCCAGCAGCAGCAGGCAUCAUCUAUUCUUGGAGCGAGAAACGUCUGGAUGCUGCUUUUCUCCCUGGCACACAAAUGGUAUUCUUUAUCCUCAGCACUGUCUUGGCACUCGGAGUUGUAAUGACGUUCAAACCAUUUCUUGCCCAAACACAACACUAGAUAUCAAUGAGAUUUUGAUUGUAGUAGAAUUACAUACCACUGGUGUAUUUUGAUUUAAGAUUGUAUUAGUCUGAUGCCAAGUUAGAUCAGAGAUUUGUUUAAAAGAUACAUAGUUACGAGAACACAACUUGUUUCAGUGUAUUACCAUAUCAGUAAUACAAAAAUAAAGUAAAAAAAAAUGAACACGGUUCUGCGCCUUAA